Canariomyces notabilis is the source of this 1914-nucleotide messenger RNA. RefSeq names its product ANTH-domain-containing protein. Gene Ontology annotation, cellular component: clathrin-coated pit; clathrin-coated vesicle. NCBI's taxonomy places the organism in Eukaryota, Fungi, Ascomycota, Sordariomycetes, Sordariales, Chaetomiaceae. The transcript has 5 exons. Gene Ontology annotation, biological process: clathrin-dependent endocytosis; clathrin coat assembly; vesicle budding from membrane. The record is from RefSeq and is a predicted model, not a curated record. Gene Ontology annotation, molecular function: 1-phosphatidylinositol binding; clathrin heavy chain binding; phosphatidylinositol-4,5-bisphosphate binding. The coding region runs from base 1 to 1914 and encodes 637 amino acids.
AUGGCGAGCUCCUUCGAGAAAUCCGUCAAGGGCGCGACCAAGAUCAAGGCCGCACCCCCCAAGACAAAGUACAUCGAGCACAUCCUGGUUGCGACACACUCGGGCGAGGCGGGCGUGGGAGAGGUGUUCCGGGCGCUGCAGUAUCGGCUUCGUGACUCGACAUGGACCAUAGUCCUCAAGAGCUUGAUCACAGUCCACUUGAUGAUCCGAGAAGGAUCGCCAGAUGUGACGUUAGCCUACCUUGCGAAGCACAGGAACAUGCUGGCAGUGAGCAUGUUCUCGGAUGCCCAAACGCAAGGCCGGAACAUCCGUCACUACUCGAACUACCUCUCCGAACGAGCGCGUGCCUUCCGGGAAACAAAGAUUGACUGGGUUCGAGCCAAGGAGUCCCGGUUGGAAAAGCUCUCUGUGGAGAAGGGGUUGCUGCGCGAGACAGAGAUAGUCCAGCAUCAGCUCACCGCGCUCCUCGAGUGUGAUGUUAUGGAAAAUGAGCCAGAAAACGAGAUCACGAUUACGGUCUUUAGGCUAUUGGUCCUCGAUCUCCUGGCCUUGUUCCAGGUCUUGAAUCAGGCCAUGAUCAAUGUGUUAGGCCACUUCUUUGAAUACUCCAAAACGGAUGCCGAGAGGGCCCUGGACAUCUAUCGCAAGUUUGCGAGGCAGACUGAUUUUGUGGUACAGUACCUCAGUAUCGCUAGGCAAUACGAACACCACACGAGGGUGGAGAUCCCCAAACUAAAGCAUGCACCGGUAAAUCUGGCGCGCCAGCUGGAGGAGUACCUGAAGGAUCCCGACUUUGAGAUACACCGGAGGCAAUAUCUGGCUGAGCUGGAAGUGAAGAAGUCUAAAGGUGGAUCAUCAGGGGCUUCCAAAUCGGCCAGGCUCGAGUCCGCGAAGAACUCAUCCAGCACCAAGUCGAACGGACCCCAACCAGUACAGCCCACGAAGCCGACACCCGCGAAGGGGCCAGAUACCGACCUCAUCGACUUCUUCGAGUCCAUCGAGCAGAACCAAACUGCCAUGGCUACACAGCCGCAACCACAAUCACAACCACAACCGCAGCCCGGACUGCAGACGCAGAUGCAAAUGGGCAUGUCCCCAUGGGGCCCGGCGCCUUUUCAACCGCAGCCGACGGCCCAGGUCCAACUAAACAGCCUUAUUGCUCAACCUACUGGAUUCCAGACCAAUGCCACCUUCCAGCAACAGACCCAGCCCUUAUUUUCUCCAUCUCAGCAAGCACCUCAAAUACAGCCUGCCUUCACGGGCGCUGGCUUUGGGGGCUUCUCUCCUCAGCCCCAAACUCAGCCUAGCUUUCAGCCAAGCUCGCUCUCUCCGAUACCACAGGACUCUGUCGCGAGCUUUCAGAGCACUGCCACGCCUGCUUCCCAGGGUCUCCAAGCGCCACAGCAGAGCACCAACCCAUUCCGCCAAUCCAUGCUCAUGAACCAACAGACGGGCACCCCUUUUGCACCUGCUCCUGGCCCAACAAACACUCAGCAAAGGCCCGCAACGAGUCAAUCGACCAACCCCUUUGCCCGCUCAUCCCCACAGACGACGCAGCCCUUUGCGGCCCCCGCCUCGAACUCGCCGUUCCAGUCCCAGACGCCCCAGCAGCCGGCUGCAACACCCACGCAGUCGCCCAUGCAGCCGCUGCAGACCGGGACCAACCCGUUUGCGAAAAGCUUUGGGCCCUCGCAACCGGCCCAGCCGACCCAACAGCAACGCCCUGUCACGGCCGGCGGCAUCCUAUCUCAGCCCACCGGCAGCACCAACCCAUUCCGACAGGGCGCGUUCGUGAACCAUACCACCGGCCAAGGCUGGCAGCAUAACCAGCAGCCGAUAGGCGGUGGGCUGGACCAGCUUGAGACUAUUCCCGUGUUCCCGCGGCCGGCCCAGCAGAGCCCUUGGCAGCAGUGA